ACAUAUAAGCUGGUUCAAAAUUUGAUUUAUCUUGUGAAUACGAAGAACAAUAUGAUUCGACUCAGUUCUAAUUUGACAUUUUUAUAUGAAAUUCCUUAGAACGGUGAAGCAAUUUUCUUCGAUGACUACUUUUGUAAUUUUCCUUUCCCCGUCGUUUUCAUGAUAUUUGGCCGGCCGUCGCUUCUUCCUUCCAAACUAGACAAAACAAAACCCAGCAUCGAAAAUCAGACAAAUCCCCGGCCAUGUCCAACGUCGUCGUCCUCGACAACGGCGGAGGCCUGCUAAAAGCCGGCCACGCCGGCGACGACGAUCCCACCACCGUAAUCCCCAACUGCCUCUACCGCCCGCUCUCCUCCAAAAAAUUCAUCCACCCUUCCCCUCUCUUCCCCUCCUCCACCGCCACCGAAGACCUAACCUCCGCCGCCGUCCGCCGCCCAAUCGACCGCGGAUACCUAAUCAACCCGGACCUCCAGCGCGACAUCUGGAGCCACCUCUUCUCCACCCACCUCAAAAUCUCGCCUCCCAAUUCCACGCUCCUCUUGACCGAACCCUUAUUCGCCCUGCCUUCGAUUCAGCGCGCCGCCGACGAGCUCGUCUUCGAGGAUUUCGGGUUCAAAUCGCUCCAUGUCGCCGACCCGGCGAAGCUCGUCCACAUCUAUGAAGCUAAUCGACAACCUCACGGCUUGGCUGCCACAGCCCAGUGUAGCCUCGUCGUCGAUUGCGGCUUCUCCUUCACCCACGCCACACCAGUCUACCAGAACGUCGCCCUCAGCUACGCCGCCAAGAGAAUCGAUCUUGGCGGGAAGGCAUUGACGAAUUACUUGAAGGAGCUGGUUUCUUACCGGUCGGUGAAUGUGAUGGACCAGAGCUUCAUUAUCGAUGAUGUCAAGGAGAAGCUCUGCUUCGUUUCAGAUGAUGUUGCUCGCGAUUUGCAGAUUGCUAGGAGGAGAGGGAAGGAUAAUCUGAUGAGGUGUACUUAUGUAUUGCCUGAUGGGGUAACACACACAAACGGUUUUGUUAAGGAUGAGAAGGAGGCAGAGGGAUACAAAAUGUUAAGCUUGGAGAAUAUUGAGGAUCAUGGUGAUUCUGGGGAGAGGGUUCAAGAUAGGAAGAAGUCCGAUUUGAACAAAAAUGAGUUUGACUUGACGAAUGAACGAUUCCUUGUCCCGGAGAUGCUGUUCCACCCAGUGGAUUUGGGUUUGAAUCAAGCUGGGCUUGCAGAAUGCAUAGUUCGAGCAGUCAAUGCUUGUAGUUCUCUUCUUCACCCUGUUCUCUAUGAGAGCAUUAUUUUAACCGGUGGAAGCACAUUGUUCCCUCGAUUUGCUGAGAGACUCGAGUUAGAACUGAGGCCGCUUAUUCCUGAGGACUAUCACUUGAAGAUAAUAACACAAGAAGAUCCCAUAUUAGGUGUAUGGAGAGGUGGAUCAUUUCUGGCAUCAAGUCCUGAGUUUGAAGGAACUUGCGUCACAAAGGCAGAGUAUGAAGAACUCGGAUCUGCUAGGUGUAGGCUGAAAUUUUCUCAUGGCAAAGUUUGAGAAGUGUUAGAUCAGGUUUUAAUCUUUCUAUCAAGGGUCCCAUCGACUUCCUAGUCGAAAAGAUUCUUUACCUGCUGCUGCUGCUAUGCUUACUUCUACCAGAGGUGCGAGUUGACAUGAAAGUGGAGUCGGUCAGAUCCAUAAGUUUGCAGCAAUAAGCAGGCAUAGAAAGAUUCAAGUGGUACUCUGCAACGCGGGCAAGCACCAUUUCCCUCUCGCAGUCUGAAGAUAUCUAUACUUGCAGAAGUUUAUGGCUUACAGCGAUUGUGAAUUUAGCACUUUGCAGAGGGGCGCCCUGACCCGUAGCAGAAGGUUAUUAGUUUGAGUAAGAUGGAGACUACGCUAAUUUAGAUUCUAGUGUCGCCUAGAACAAGAACAGAAAAAAUAAGACUAAAAAAAGUGACAAUUGGGUUAUUGGUUUUCUUAUUGGAAGAUUAAUUUAUACUAGUUUUUUGACUCGCGCUCCACAUCGGUUAUCUAAUAAUAGUUGAAAUAAAAA
This is a messenger RNA of Linum trigynum, 2034 nucleotides long. NCBI's taxonomy places the organism in Eukaryota, Viridiplantae, Streptophyta, Magnoliopsida, Malpighiales, Linaceae. The record is from the annotation of a GenBank genome assembly.